Molecule: messenger RNA, 2115 nt
Organism: Hordeum vulgare subsp. vulgare (domesticated barley)
Lineage: Eukaryota; Viridiplantae; Streptophyta; Magnoliopsida; Poales; Poaceae
Product: U5 small nuclear ribonucleoprotein 40 kDa protein
Exons: 7
Coding region: 119-1732 (537 amino acids)
Molecular function (GO): protein binding
Source: RefSeq, a predicted model, not a curated record
GAAGAGAGAGAGAGAGAGAGAGAGGUGGGUAGGCGGCGAGCGUGCGACACCCUCCCCCAUCCCCUCGUCCGCUCCGCCGCCGGUCGGUCGGUCGGUCGCCUUCUCGCCGGCCGGCGCGAUGGGAGGCGACGCGCCGCCCAUGAAGAGGCCCAAGCUGGAGAAGGAUGACGGCUGGUCCCGCCACCCUUCAGCCGCCAACGGCUCCAGGCCCGCCAGCGAUGCGCCGCCGCCGCCGCCGGCCGGGGAGGACGAGGAGGAGCUCCCGGAGGAGGCCGUGCUCGCGCUCAUAGACCACCACGAGCGCGAGGUCGAGCGCUACAAGCUCAAGCUGGAGGCCGCCGAGAGGAAGCUGGCCGAGACGCGGUCGAGGCUCGCCCAGCACCGAGGCCGCGGUCCCGAUCGGAACCAUCCGCCGCCGCCGCCACCAGCCGUGCAGAAGGCCGCCGCGCCCGAUCGCAGGACGCCGCCUCCGACCCAGAGGGAGUCCCCCAAGCCGUCGGCGCCGAGCCACAAGGCCCCCGCGCCGCAGACCAGGCCGCAGCUCGUCAUCCCGGGGGCAGGCCACAGCCGUCCGGCCCCGCGGCCCUCUUUACCCAUACCGAAGAAGUCUGCCUCCCCGGCAUCAUCGUCGUCGACCUUGGGGCAGGCGCCGCAGAGGAAGGCGGAGAAGAAACCCAAGAGAGAGAUUGUGCAGAGAGAACAUCAGAACUUGAUUCAGAGCAUCAAGAAGUCGUCUGCGCCAACGACGCUUAAGUUCUACGGCGGAACUCUGGUCUCCAGCCAGCACAAGAGGAAGCUUAGGUGUCUUGAGCUGUGCCCUGCUGAUGACCAGCUUGUCGUUACAAGUGCAUUGGAUGGAAUGGUUGCUCUGUGGCAAGUACGGUCAAGUGGACCAUCUAUCUCCUUGCUUAGCACUACAAAUUGCUUCUCUUCAAAGCAAAGAUGGCCUGAGGAUGUAGCUUGGCAUCCGGAUGGUGACACAAUUUUUGCUGUAUAUACUGCUGAUGGUGGUGACACACAGGUUUCAAUGAUGAAUCUUAACACAUCAGGACAAAAGAAAGUUACUUACCUGCAAGCGAAGCCUCAUACUAAGGGAAUCAUAAACAACAUAAAUUUCAUGCCCUGGUCUGAUACAUGCUUUAUGACCGGUGGAAGUGACCAUGCUGUCAUGCUCUGGCAAGAGAAAGAUGAUUCAUGGAACUUCAAGAAAGUGCACAGGGAUCAGCAUUCUUCUGGUGUCAUGGGUGUUGUCGGAUUGCAACAGAGAAAAACAAUAAUAUCAGUCGGACUUGACAAGAGGAUAAUAUCAUAUGAUGUUGCAACUGAAAGGACAGAGUACAAGAACCUAAUUGAUAGCAAAUGCUUGAGCGUAUUACUUAAUCCAAGCGAUUUCAACCUAUACAUGGUACAAACAGGGUCGCCAGGCAGGCAGCUUCGCUUAUUUGACAUCAGGCUUAGGCAGACCGAGGUUCACGCGAUCGGUUGGAAGCAAACGAGCAGCGAGUCCCAGUCAGCCCUUGUAAACCAGUCAUGGUCUCCCGACGGCUGGUACCUGUCCUCUGGGUCAGCAGACCCUGUGAUCCAUAUCUUCGACAUAAGGUACCAGGGCCAGAAGCCCUGCCAGUCAGUGCAGGCGCACCAGAAGCGGGUCUUUAAGGCCAUUUGGCACCAGACCUUCCCAGUUUUGACCUCCAUCUCGUCGGACCUCAACAUCGCGAUCCACAAAUACUGAUGGAAACAGCCACCUGUGGAUUCUUGGCCUGGCGGAUCAUCACCAUUUUUGUUGCGAGCUCGCGAAAGACGGCGCGUCAAUGCCCUAGGAAAUUUCUUGGUCCACGGGAAUGGGAUGCAUCAGUGGAGCUCCAGACGAGAGGCCCCAACGACAUCUGCACUUUUUGAUGCAUCCGCAGGCCUCCCUGGUCGAAUGUUUUGCCCGUUGCUGCCUGUGGAGAAGUAGUACGUGCGUCGAAAACUGUUCCGGAACCAUUUCCUUUCCUCUCCUUAGCAUUUUAUUUUUGUUUGUUGGCAAUGUAAGUCUUGGUUCAGUUGGUACUGUGCGUUGCAAUUUACAAGUGUCUGGAGAUGUGAUGUCCAAAGUGACAGUCUCAGUUGAAA